Solenopsis invicta (red fire ant) is the source of this 5295-nucleotide messenger RNA. RefSeq lists its product as uncharacterized. Gene Ontology annotation, molecular function: heparin binding. The transcript is spliced from 16 exons. The record is from RefSeq and is a predicted model, not a curated record. Lineage: Eukaryota; Metazoa; Arthropoda; Insecta; Hymenoptera; Formicidae. Gene Ontology annotation, cellular component: cell surface. Bases 1 to 4794 code for a protein of 1597 amino acids.
AUGAUACAAGAGCUUCUCCUGAUUUUCACGUUAAUAUGUGUGACACAGUGCGGAUGCUCCCCUUCUUAUUCAUCAGACAACUUAUACGCGAUACUUGAUCGUACGACAGAAUACUUCAAAAAUCUCAGUAAUGCGUACGAUGUAUUAAAUAGUGAUACGUCGAAUAAUAUUAACAAUGAAAUUGCGAAAUAUAUGAACGAUACGACCGAAGCGAUCUUUCGGGAUAGCAAGCGUGAAAAGAGGGGCCUGCAGAAUGAGCCUCAUAAAGGUAAGUAUGUGCUACAAGAUUUCAAAGAGAUUUUAUCUCUGGAUUUGCCGGACUUCCAGGAUACGGUCUUCUUCUCCAUACAAGAUGAAUACCGAUUGCUCUGGUUUGUAGUUGCCGUCAAUUCCUCAGAUAUUCUACUUUUUCAAUUGAUUGAUGACAAAGCCUAUCUUGUCAGCACAUAUUCACAACCCAAUGGAAAACGAAUAAUCGUAAACAGUUAUAGCGCUGGUACGCUUAUAGUUGUGCAGAAGGACACCGAUGGAAUCAUCAUUCUGCACUUUGGCAAGAACGAAAACGGAAGAUACGAGUUUCAGUUUAAGCAAGAGUUCGAAAUCCCCGGGGUGAUGCACAUGAAUAUGUGGUUUGGAGUAAAUCAGCUCUAUUUGGGAAUUGCUUCGGAAACGAGAAUAUUCAUCUACGUCUGGCUUGGAGAGAACUUUGAUAAGAUUGACACCUUGCAUUUCGGAGCGAGGAAACUCUUGCCCUUCCAGAACAAGAGUUUUAUGCACAUCGUCGUCGUGGGAUCGUUUACGAGGAUACUCCGGUUUUCUGUGCGUUCUAACAGAUUCGUAGAGAUGCAGAAGUUACAUGAUGCCAAUGACGUCACUUCGUUUUAUUUUAAAGAGGGUCAUUUUGAGGAGCGUUUCCUCGUUCUGGCCGGUAACGAGUCCACGAUUUUAUACAAGGAGAUGUACGGCCGCUUUGUGCCGUUUCAAAGAAUAGCUCCAGCGAGGCACAUUCAUUCGCUGACGAUAGGAAACAUCGUCAUCCUGCUUCCGGUGGAACAGAACACCGCGGGAAUUUAUCAAUAUAACGGAUGGAGAUUUCAAGGGUUACCUAAAAAAUUAACAAACAUUCAACAGAUUCGUUCUAUUCGCUCGUACGAUGAGGACAUGCUGGUGACGCAGAAUCAGGCCGGCGAAUGGAAGUUUUGGAGCCCUACUUGGAAUCCUUUCCUUAUGAUAAAAACGUGGAAAUCUAUACAGGAGGAAAUAGCCGCUUGGUGUUCUGAGAUCAAGCAAAAGGCGACUCAGAGAACCUUGGAAAAGCUUCCGGAUUUAAAGAACGUUGUGAUGUCGAACGCGCAUAUCGGUCGACUACGUAUGCAGAACAUAAAUGGUUAUAAUGCAGAGGAAUUAAUCCGCUUGACGGAGCAGUACAAGAGUUUAAUCGCCAAAUUGAAUUUGAUAAGCAGCCUUUUGGCACAAAGGACAAAAGACGUUGAAAAGUCUGAGCACGUGAUCUUGCAUGGCAAAAAGAUCACGGUCAAGUGUAAAACGAAUUGUCACGUUCAUCGUAUAAUUACGGACGAUGGAAUUAAACUUGCUGCUAAAUAUGUGGACUCGGAAUUUAAUGAGAUCCUGGAGUUCAAAAAAUUGAAAGUAAAGACGAUAAACAACUGGAAAUGCCCUAUUCCUAAAUUUAAGAUAGAAGAUAUAUACGUCAAGGAAUCUAUUAACGGGAUACUAAUGCGAGAACUGCAAGAGGAAACUUUGAAAGUUUCGGGAAACCAAGUAAUUUCAGGUGUACACAUCUUCACCAACUUACACGCGACAAACGUCUCGAUUCCGUUAGAUAUUGCAACAACAAGGACUAAGCAAACAGUGUACAUGAAAGAAGCGGAAGUAAAAGAUUUAUAUCUAAAAAAUGAUGAAUUCCUUUUGCCAUUAAACGGUCCUGCCACUGUAAUGGGCGGUUCGAUAACCGCUGCGAAAGUGAGAUUUACGGGACUAGUCGAUAUAUCAGGCAGAAUAAAAGGCAAAGGAAGCGAAAUGAUAAAACCUGAAAUGAACGUGAAACAGAUUUCCACACCGUUGACAUUGCUCAACGAUCGCUUCCUGCGGAACGUGACAGUUAGAAACUUCGUCAAAGCUGAGGAUAUCGUCAGACCUCGUCAGAGCUCUGGACUAUCGAUGAAAAAGAUCUUAGAGAAUAGCGUACCGCUAGAUUCUAAUGUGCCAGUGCAUUUGAUAUUAUCCAGCAACAAAACGGAAUGGACCAACGUGACUUUGUCGGACUUUGUAACGAAUUGGAUAACGAAGAAUUCUGCUAAAACUAUCGUUAUUUCUGGUACAAAAUACACAAAUAAUAAUGUCACUUUAUCAAGUGUUGCUUAUGAAAAUCUUCCUACUCCAAAAUUGACGAUUCCCGUAUGCGCCGCGGAAGUUAUCGCCCCGGAAAUUAAAACCUCAUCAAUAAAAAUGGGUGACAUAAUUGUAAAAAAUUUAAACGUUUCGCACAUCCUUGGAGCUCAUAACUUGAAUACGACUAUCUUCGAUGCGGCAUCAGCUCUCGGUUCGGCUUUGCAUGACAUCGACUUUUCAGCGAAGCGAUUCACAGGUCAUGUUUACGUGGAGAAUAUAUCAGCGUCAAAAAUCAAGGGAAUAAAUCUAAAAGAUUUGAAAACUGAAAUGAACAAGUGGACAGGCAUAAACUAUAUCAAAGGACCAGUAAAUGUCGCGAAGCUCGUCGUUAAUAAUCUCGAAACGCCAGCCUUCUUCAAUCUUUCUUUACCUACGAGAGUAAAGAACGUCAUUAUAAAAGGGGACUGCAUCAUCGGAAAAAUCAAUAACGUAAAUAUACAACCUUUUAUGGAAAAUGUGCUAAAGGUGGACGACCCGAUAUCUUUAGGACAUAUAACAUUUGCUCGUGGUUUCAAGUCGAACAACGUAUAUGCUUCCCAAUCGACAUUAAAACUUUCGCAAUUAGAUACACCUCUUAAUUUGGGUUCAAAACAUAUUUCUGGAACUUUAAUCACAGAUGCAAUAAAUGUGCCUCAGACUUUCGGUUAUGUCGCGAGUGAUGCGCCGUCGACAUUUAUAAUACAAGGAUCAGCCAGAUUUUUAAAGGAACCAGCGGUACAAAAUAUAAAGGAUAUGAAUUUGAAACAAUUAUCUGAGAAUUUAUGGAUGGCAAAUGAGGAUACAGUUUUAUCUGGUAAUAAUAUGAACUUUAAAAACAUAACUCUGAAAGGAAACAUCGCGUUAAUGAAUCCUAAUAAUACAUUGCAUAUAGGAAUGUGGAUGAACAAGAAGUGCUCGUUUUUAAGCAAAAUGGAACAACAGCAUAUUAAAGUACGAGCAAACUUUACGAAUGUUGAGGUGUCUAAUAUAAAUGCAAAGAACAAUUCAAUCAUUCAGUCUUCGGACUUGAAUUUGAACAAUUUGUUGACUAAUUCCUUGAUGAGAGACACGGCGCAAACUAUAAAUGCUGCGUGGCACUUUGAAGAAUUAUAUAUAAAUAAUAUGACUUGGGAUGGUAAAUUUAAUGGCAUCGACUUAAACACGGAUAUCGUUAGGCGUGAUGCAAAACAGAACAUUGUCACUGGAAAGAAAACUAUACAUAGUUUAACAACUAAAAAUCUCACGGCAUUGAAUAUAGACUUUUUGAAUUUUACUAAACAAGCUGUAACUCAAAAAUGCCAUAAACCAUUUACAAUUAAAGGUCAAAAAAGCUUUAACAAUAUCACUUUAAACAAUUUGAGCGUCAAAGGUACAAUUAUGGGUCGCAACAUCGAAGACGCGUUACUGAAGUUCGGAAACCAAACGCUGUUUGGCAUCAAAAAGAUACAAGGUCGACUUAACGCGCCAACUCUCAUUAUUGAUGGCACUGUGAAUGACGUAAAUCUAACGGAAUUAAUAAACACGCAACUGAAGAAACGUAAAGCGGUGCAGACAAUAGAAAGUAAAGUGGAUUUCAGAAAUAAUUUUGAAGUUUUCGGAAAUAUCACAAUCAAUGGACUUUACGAAAGGGUGGAUUUAGUAAAUAUUACAAAUUCUAGUCAAAAUAAAAUAGAUGUCAUGUUGAACAAAAUGACGGAUAUCGUAGCAUUGACAGAAAGCAUAACAACUGCAUUGCAAAAUCGAGCUAUUUAUGUGAGCAAGUUUGAAGCGGUGGACGAGGAUGCGUUACAAAUCGCUUCUGAUAUUUCGGACACAGAGGAUGUGAAGCACAUGAAUCUCAACAGCACUUGUCUUUGCGAGUCAGGAAAUAUUUCCUCGUUUUGUAACGGUACAAAGUUACUGGACUUUGUCGAUGGUAUAAACACCAGCUUUAUAAUGAAAAAAAUGAUACCGCUGGAUGAUGCUGCGUUUGCAGUAUUAGUGUCAACAGAUUUCGUAUCGAUUUAUUCAUUAACUGAUGCGGAACAACUAGUUCAUCAGUUAGGAUUAUACGUGCCUGAUAUACUUGAAGUGUUUACUGAACCAAUUGAUCAUUCAUUGUGGAUUUUUUUGCGAUUGCUCGAGGAAACCUUAAUAUUGCGUUAUCAGGCGUGGAAUAAACUCGCUCAGUAUGUUCUGCCAGGCUCAGAUUCAUUUGUAAUCAGUAAGACGCCGAAUGGUCAGCAUCUGCUGAUACGAUCCGAUGGUAUGUGGAAUCUCGGAGGACUCUUCCGUCCCGAGCACAUUUUUAAAAUAACUUUAGAGGGGCAAAUAGAGACCUUCGCUGUCGGUAUUGACUAUUAUGUCAAAGCGACGACAGAAAACAGCACGACUGUAUUAAAAGCACGAUAUGUGAGUAACUAGUGCGCAAAAAGAUAUUCUUUAGCAAUUCAAACGUGGAGAUUAUGUUUUCUGAGAAUCUUGAAGUGAAGGAUGCUGAAGACUGCUCUUUAGAAUUAUGUUGCAGCCUCUCUAUAAAUUCAACAUUCGUUUCAAGGACCAUGUUAUAUUGAAUCGUUCUCGGGUCGUUCGCAGUUCCUGAUUUGUUCGAGUUAUAAUAGAUUUCUACGUAUCUGCAGCGAGUCUGCAGCUCGCUAUCAUCUAACUUGUCGAUUUUGUAACAAUCCUCGAACGAAUCAUAGUUUUCCUCAGUGAUGCCACUUAUCAUGAUGUAAAUGUAUGUUGCAUAAAUUUUUGUAAAAACUAUGCAUGUGCCUAAACAUAUUAGACGAAUGUUUAUUUAAACUCAGAAAACGUAUAUAUACGUAUAUAUAUUUAUAAAUAUUUAUUUUUUUAUAAAUCAUAUAUAUUUAUUGUUCUUAUUUGUAGCAUCUUGAAAUUAAAAAUAACGAAAAAAAAAUUUGU